Molecule: messenger RNA, 3096 nt
Organism: Dendronephthya gigantea
Lineage: Eukaryota; Metazoa; Cnidaria; Anthozoa; Malacalcyonacea; Nephtheidae
Product: nephrocystin-3-like
Exons: 1
Coding region: 29-2290 (753 amino acids)
Cellular component (GO): kinesin complex
Molecular function (GO): protein binding
Source: RefSeq, a predicted model, not a curated record
UUAUGAAACUGAAUUAUGGGGAUUGCAUAUGUAUAGUUUUUUUGGAAGAACUCUAUGUUACUUUUCCGAGUUUUCUCUCUCGAUGGAAAUUUUCCAGCAAGAACUAAAAAUUGUGUUUCAGAAAUUUGGACCAAACCAUAUUGCCCUUGCUAGUUGCUACACUGACCUAGGUACUUUGUGCCAUGCGAAAGGUGAAUUGGAGGAAGCUAGUGAUUAUUUUCAACAAGCACUGAAAAUUGAAUUAGCACAAAUGGAGCCAAAUCAUGGUGGCAUUGCUGGCUCAUACAACAAUCUGGGUGUUCUUUGUAAGGAUAAAGGUGAUUUGGAGCAAGCUUGUGAUUAUCAUGAAAGAGCGCUGAAAAUUCAAUUAGAACAAUUAGGACCAAAUCAUAGUGAUGUUGCUACAUCAUACAACAACCUGGGUGGUUUAUGUCAUAUGAAGGGUGAUUUGAAGCAAGCUAGUGAUUAUUAUCAACGAGCGCUCAAAAUUAAAUUGGAACUAUUCGGGUCAAAUCAUACUGUUGUUGCUGGUUUAUACAACAACAUGGGUAAUGUUUGUAGAGAUAAAGGUGAUUUGGAGCAAGCUAAUGAUUAUCAUAAAAAAGCACUGGAAAUUCAGUUAGAACAAUUGGGGCCAAAGCAUGUUGACGUUGCUACGUCAUACAGCAACCUGGGUCAUGUGUGUCAUAAUAAGGGUGAUUUGGAACAAGCUAAUGGUUAUUAUCAACAAGCACUGAAAAUUCAGUUAGAACAAUUGGGGUCGAACCAUGUUGACGUUGCUAAGUCAUACAACAACCUCGGUAUUGUAUGUAAUGAUAAAGGUGAUUUGGAACAAGCUAAUGGUUAUUAUCAACAAGCACUGAAAAUUCAGUUAGAACAAUUGGGGUCGAACCAUGUUGACGUUGCUACUACAUACAACAACCUAAGUAUUGUGUGUAAGGAUAAAGGUGAUUUGGAACAAGCUAGUGAUUAUCAUAAACAAGCACUGAAAAUUCAGUUGGAACAAUUGGGGUCGAACCAUGUUGACGUUGCUAGAUCAUACAACAAUAUGGGUAUUUUGCGUCAUAAAAAGGGUGAUUUUGAGGAAGCUAGUGAUUAUCAUCAACGAGCACUGAAAAUUCAGUUGGAACAUUUGGGGCCGAAACAUGUUCACCUUGCUGCCUCAUACAACAACCUGGGUAUUGCGUAUAAGGAUAAAGGUGAUUUGGAGCAAGCAAGUGAUUAUUAUCAACGAGCCCUGAAAAUUCAGUUAGAACAAUUGGGGCCAAACCAUGUUGACCUUGCUAAGACAUACAACAACCUGGGUUCUUUGUGUAAAGAUAAACGUGAUUUGGAGCAAGCAAGUGAUUAUCAUCAACGAGCUCUGGAAAUUCUAUUAGAACAAUUAGGGCCAAACCAUGUUGACGUUGCUAGUUCAUACAACAACCUGGGUAAUCUGUGUGAUGAUAAAGGUGAUUUGAAGCAAGCUAGUGAUUAUCAUCAACACGCGCUGAAAAUUCGGUUAGAACAAUUGGGGCCAAACCAUGUUGACGUUGCUACUUCAUACUACAACCUGGGUAAUCUGUGUGAUGAUAAGGGUGAUUUGAAGGAAGCUCGUGAUUAUUAUCAACAAGCGCUGAAAAUUCGUUUAGAACAAUUGGGGCCAAACCAUGUUGACGUUGCUAAGUCAUACAACAACCUGGGUGUUUUGUGUGAAGAUAAAGGUGACUUCGAGCAAGCUAAUGAUUAUCAUCAACGAGCGCUGAAAAUUCGUUUAGAACAAUUGGGGCCAAACCAUGAUGAAGUUGCUAAGUCAUACAACAACCUGGGUAAUGUGUGUAGAGAUAAAGGUGAUUUGAAGCAAGCUAGUGAUUAUUAUCAACGAGCUCUGAAAAUUCGAUUAGAACAAUUGGGGCCAAACCAUGUUGACCUUGUUAGUUUAUACUACAACCUGGGUCUUUUGUGUAAGGAUAAAGGUGAUUUAGAGCAAGCUAGUGAUUAUCAUCAACGUGCGCUGAAAAUUCGAUUGAAACAAUUCGGGGAAAACCAUAUUGAUGUUGCUGCUUCAUUCUUCCAACUGGGUGUCGUGUGUCUCUCAAAACGGGAUUUAGAUAGCGCCAGAGAUUGUCUUCAACGGGCACUAAAUAUUCGAUUACAGAAAUUAGGAAGAAUUCAUAAGGAUGUUCUUUGUUCCUAUCUCUAUCUUGGCACAGUUUGCUUUGAGAAAGAAGAUCUGGAAGAUGCUAGCCAUUAUUUUAAACAGUUUUAUGAAAUCCUGUUGGAACUGUUAGAAUCCUACCAUAAUGGUUAAACUUCUUCUCGUUGCGACCAGAGAGUAUUGUGUGCAGCCAUGAAUUUCGCUUCCAAGAAUCAUUGCUAUUCCCUGCAGGAAAUAAUACAUACCAGAUUCCGCUUAAAAAUCAUCGUUUGGAUGCCUCAUAAAUUUAUUAACAAGCGAGGGCCAUAAAAUUAUUUCAAAACACACAACAUCAUCUUAGCUGUUUUUGCUCAGGAUAGCAACAGUUCAUUCAUUAAACAAUAUCCUCAAGCAAAAUAAAGAGAAAUAUUGCAAUUGCACGGAGUAAAGCCAGGGGCACACGACGCAAUUUUUGUCGUACGAUUUAAGACGGCUGACUAAAUCUUUGCAUGUGCAUGUGAUGUAAUUUUAGGUGACUUUUUUCGGCUGACAGCAAUCUGAAUGUAUCAAAACAGUUUGAUGUUUGCCGACUAAAAUCGUAGUCGUGUGCGUGUGGUUUCAUCAUAACAUAUAAUAUGCUAUAAACAGACACGAAUAUUAUAACAUGCAUCGCAAACUUGAAUAUAAUGCAAAUUAUCAAACUCUCCAACGAGUGCUGAAUAAGAAGGCUUAACCAUUCUCGUGCAUUUUACGACGGGACGGUGAGAGUACAAGUUGAUAACCAUAAUAAUUUUAUACUAAGCACAGAUAGAUUAGAAAUAAAUAUUAUAAAGUAUGGAUGAUUUUCAGACGACACGGCAAAGCUGCUUGAAAUCGCACGAAGUUGAAGUUGUCACAUGGAAGUCAUUAAACAUUUUCAGUAUAUUGUUGUAUUAAACCUUUCUCUUACCAACACGAUCAACGAAUGAGCGUAUCAGAAU